UUCCACCAACUCGUCCUCCCCCAGGUCAUUAACCCACCAUCGACCAGCAGCGCAGCAGGCCACCAGAAGCUCGCCCCUCAACCUCCCAUCCCAUGGCGAAAUGCAGCAAGAUCCGCGACAUCGUCUGGCUCCGGCAGACCCUGCGGAGGUGGCGGUCCCGCGCCGCGGCGCGCGUGGCCGCCGAGGGCGGCGUGACGGUGCCGGCGGGGCACGUGGCGGUGUGCGUGGGCGGGGCCUCGCGGCGGUUCGUGGUGCGGGCGGCGCACCUGAACCACCCCGUCUUCCUCGAGCUGCUCCGGCAGGCGGAGGAGGAGUACGGGUUCCGGACCGGCGCGUGCGGCCCCAUCGCGCUCCCCUGCGACGAGGACCGCUUCCGGGACGUCCUCCGCCGCGUCUCCUCCGAGGACCGCCGAGGCCGUUCGUUCGGCUGCCCCGCGCCGGCUGCCAGCGGCCGAGACCUCGCGACGCGGCCGUUGCUGCAGCGGGCGGCGGCGGAGGAGCUCGUGUGGUGACGGAUCGAUGGAAGCAACUCGCAUUGGCCAUUCGGUGUGCGUGCUCUGUUCUCAGGCAAGCUACCCGUGGCGAACUGCGGCGGCUGGUCUUCCGGACGCCGGAAUGGCGCAAGCAUGCCGCGGCCCGCGGCCGAGAAGACUGCGCCCGCCCACCCGCGCGCACAGCAAGCGCCCGAGGCCCGAAUAUCUGAUUGAAGGGCGUGGGCCGGUGGCCGGUGGUAGUGGCCGGCGGCGCCCCAAAUUGUGAAUCGGAGACGGCGCCGCGCUUGAGCAGCUGAGGCAGGCCGGCGGGCGUGCGUAGUACCAGCUAUAUACUGCUUGACUGCGGUUAGAAGAAACUUGUAAUGAUUAGUUCAGGAAUAUGACAAUUUUUUGUGAUGUUGUAAUUGGUAACACUCCUUGCUGGGAAUAAUUCCCAUUACAAGCUUGUCUUCCUCUGUCAUGAUGUU
Triticum aestivum (bread wheat) is the source of this 961-nucleotide messenger RNA. Its product is annotated as indole-3-acetic acid-induced protein ARG7-like. Gene Ontology annotation, biological process: response to auxin. Bases 93 to 512 code for a protein of 139 amino acids. The record is from RefSeq and is a predicted model, not a curated record. The transcript has a single exon. Lineage: Eukaryota; Viridiplantae; Streptophyta; Magnoliopsida; Poales; Poaceae.